AUGCUCUCCCGGGCAUUGGUUCCACCAUAUUCCAUUAUCAAAAAGUUUGCAAGAAAGGAUAUUGCAGAUUUAGGUGACUUUAUUGCGGUUAUUUCAGAACUGUCUAGGGGAGAACGAGUGCCUCUUGAAUAUGUAACAUACACUGCCCGACAUCGGAACAAGUGUACAAUAGUUACAAUUGAUCAGCAUGGAUGGUAUGCAACUCCUCAGUUAUAUACUCGAAAUGAUGCAACUGGAUUGUGGAUUGCAAAAUCAGCUAUGCUACUGGAAUCUCCAUAUGUAGUUUCCAUUCAUCAACGAGGUCAUAGGGAUGUGAACUCAAAUGUCGAUGAGAAUAUAGCUGUUGAAGGAACCGUGUCAUCUUCUAGAGAUUUAGAUGACAUAAAAGGUGUUUCACGGCAUUCUUCUAGCAUGGAAGGCUCUGACCUUGCUAGAACAAUAUCUGGUAACACUUCAUUGGCAGAACAAGUAAUUAAACCAGCCCUUGUGAAGUUUGAGGUGCACGUGCCACCAAUAUGCAUGAUUGAUGGAGUGCAUGCUAAACAUUUCACUGGAGCUGGUGUGGUAAUACAUCAUUCUGACUCUCUUGGUCUGAUUGCUGUUGAUAGGAAUACAGUUGCUAUAUCUAUCUCUGAUAUAAUGGUUUCUUUUGCUGCAUAUCCCAUUGAAAUACCUGGACAGGUUAUUUUUCUGCAUCCUUUUCACUACUUUGCAUUGGUUGCAUAUGAUCCUUUGACACUAGGAGUUGGAGCAUCCGUUAUCCGGGCUUCUAAACUUCUUACUGAACCUGCCUUGCGCCGAGGAGAUUCUGUGUACCUAGUUCGUCUAAUUGAUAGUUUACAUGCUAAAUCAAGGAAAUCAAUCGUAACCAAUUGGCAAGCUAUUAAUAUUUGCUCAAGUGACUUCCCACGGUAUCAUGCAAUGAAUACGGAGGUCAUUGAGCUCGAUACUGAUUCUGAUAUCGAACUUUCGGGUGUAUUGACCGACGAGCAAGGGAGAGUUCAAGCACUAUGGGCAAGUAUUUCCAGCCAGCUCUUCGGUUGUGGCAAAGAAGGGGACCAUCAGUUUGUUGUAGGUAUACCAAUACACCUGAUAAGUCAAGUCCUUGAGAAGAUAAUCUCUGGUGCUCCUGGACCAUUUCGUCUUAUCAAUGGAAUUAGGAGACCAAUGCCAUUUGUCAGACUUCUGGAGGUGGAGAUUUAUCCAACUUUGCUAACAGAGGCAAGUAAUUAUGGAUUGAGCGAUAGAUGGGUGCAGGCUCUAGCUGAGAAGGACCCUGAGCGAAGACAAGUAUUGCAAAUUAUAGGUUGCUUUGCUGGAUCAAAAGCGGAAACUCUUUGUGAAGGGGAUAUGAUUCUUGCUAUCGAUAAGAAGCCUAUUACAUGCUUCCUUGACAUUGAGAAUGCUUGCCAAAAGCUGGACCAUUCGGUUGGUUCAGAUGGAAUGCUUAACAUGACAAUAUUUCGCCAGGGACACAGUAAUCAACUAAAGUCAACUGCAGUCAACAUGGUCAGCCCCUGGUCCAACUUGGUGAAAGGAGGCCUAGGUGCCAAGCCUUGGUCCAAGGAAGUCAAGGCCAUUCAAGCCUUCAAGCAUACAAAACAUAGGGCCGCCUUCCCCCGGCCGGCUAUCCCCAGGGCCGACUCCCAGAAGGCGACCCAGCCUCAGAAACCUCCCCCAAGAAAGAUACGAGAUAGCUGA
Triticum aestivum (bread wheat) is the source of this 1701-nucleotide messenger RNA. Its product is annotated as protease Do-like 7. Lineage: Eukaryota; Viridiplantae; Streptophyta; Magnoliopsida; Poales; Poaceae. The record is from RefSeq and is a predicted model, not a curated record. Gene Ontology annotation, molecular function: protein binding. Bases 1 to 1701 code for a protein of 566 amino acids. The transcript has 10 exons.